GGAGGCACUGCAUUAUGGAGAUAAUGCUUGGGCGUGGACCAAAUAGAUCAUUUUCAAUGGUCUCUCAAUCUCUGUAAAACAAUGUCAAUCGUGAUACGAAGAAAAAUAAUAGGCUGCAAUAACGGCUAGCCAUUUGAAAUCAUUUUUGAAUAUUCAGUCAUUCUAUACCAAAUUACCAUAGAGACGAGCAUGGAGUCGCCUUUACGGUUACCAUAGUAACCUCUAAUACCAACCAUCCUAAAAAUCCUUUCACCACACAUUCCAACCAAAACAACACCAACAAAUACCGUAUUUUCCUCAAAAACGAAAAGCAAAGAAACCAUGUCCGAAGAAUUGCAAAAAGCUGGUCUCUUCAUUGAUGACAUUUAUCGCUUGCGUGUCCAAGAUCCACGCAUUGCCAAUGAAACGAAUGAACUGCGUGAAGAAUGCCUCGAAUAUGCCAAUAAAUUGGAUGAAUUCAAAAAAUUAGCUGUGGAAUUUGAUAAAAUUCUCAAAAACUAUGCCAAAGAUGUGGAGAAGGAGAAGCUACGUGCCAUCGGCACACAGAAUCGUUUGAAGACAAUGGCCAAGCAGAGGCAGGCGGAACAGCAAUUGUAUCAGAGUAAAAUCCAUGAGAAAAACUUAGAAUUGGAGCGAUUGAAGAGUGAAUACCAAUAUCUGCAGCGAGUCGAAUCGGAGCAACAGGAGUUAAUAAAUAAUUAUUUAAUGAAUCAAUAAAAAACCAAAGGAAAUAUUUUGAAACUAUUUA
This is a messenger RNA of Musca domestica (house fly), 748 nucleotides long. It is a transcript of the gene IFT20, whose product is annotated as intraflagellar transport protein 20 homolog. The record is from RefSeq and is a predicted model, not a curated record. Bases 322 to 717 code for a protein of 131 amino acids. NCBI's taxonomy places the organism in Eukaryota, Metazoa, Arthropoda, Insecta, Diptera, Muscidae. Gene Ontology annotation, cellular component: cilium; centrosome; intraciliary transport particle B. The transcript is spliced from 2 exons. Gene Ontology annotation, biological process: intraciliary transport; protein localization to cilium; centrosome localization.